UCCACAUGGGAAGACACUCUCCAUUCACACAGUCUGAAUACAAGCCCACAGCACCCUGCCCUCACCCCCCCCUCUGACCCUCUGUGCCUGCCUGGAUACACGGAGGAGGAACUGAUGGCCAACAACAACCACCUCAAGUUACCCAUCCCAGAGGUGAACGAGGACAGAUGCUGGGACACAGAGAAGCAGAAGCCACCAGGACAGACUGUCAAUUCAACCGGUGUUCACCCGUACUGGAUCGGAGAUCUGGACAGCAUCAUCAUGAAUAGCCCGGAGCUUUAUCCCACUCAUCCCCAUGGCAACGGGGGUUUAUAUGGAAACAGGAAGUCCCUGUCCCAGCAGCUGGAGUUCCCUCACACCACGACACAACCUGUGCGCCCCUCCCGUUCCCUCAGCUCUGCUCAGCUGGUUCACUCCUGCAGUAACGUGCAGGCGUUCAUCAUCUGUAACGUGGUGCUGAUGAAGGGCCACGGAAAGGGCCUGGGCUUCAGCAUCGUGGGGGGCCGGGACAGCAUGUAUGGACCGAUGGGGAUCUAUGUGAAGACCAUCUUCCCUGGGGGGGCAGCAGCUGCUGAUGGAAGACUGCAGGAGGGGGAUGAGAUCCUGGAGCUGAACGCAGAGUCUCUGCAUGGUUUGACUCAUGAUGAAGCCCUGUACAAGUUCAAACAAAUCAAGAAGGGGCUGCUGACCCUGGUGGUGAGGACGAGCCUGCGGGGGGGGGCAGGAUGUGGUCCGGAGGCCCAGCUCUGCAGGUCUCGCUCCCUCAGCACUAGCUCUGGCCUGGCCCGGGUCAGCGCUGACUACAGCUACCUGAACAGCAGCUGCACCCCGAGGGCCCCGGGCGACCGCGUCGUCAUGGAGAUCAUCCUGCACAAAGAGGCAGGUGUUGGUCUGGGUAUCGGGCUGUGCUGUGUUCCAUCUGGUGACGGCUGUCCUGGGAUCUUCAUCCACACCCUCUCUCCUGGAUCAGUAGCACACAUGGACAGUAGACUCAGGUGUGGGGAUGAGAUUAUGGAGAUCAACGACACUGUGGUUUACAGCAUGGCACUGAACGAUGUGUACACGGUGCUGAGCCAGUGCUCUCCAGGUCCAGUCCACAUCAUCAUCAGCCGACACCCCGACCCCAAAGUGUCAGGGAAGCAGCUGAAUGAUGCUAUCGCUCAGGCAGUGGAAAACAGCAAACUGAGGAAGGAGAAGAGCCAGUGGAGUAUUGAUGGUCUGCGCAGACUGGAGCCCUGCUCUCACAGUCGGCAGAGGUGUGAGCGCUGUCUGGAGAAGACUUUCAGUCAGCUGACAGUUAAACGAGCGCAGAAGACCAUGACCCGCUCAUGCAGCGACAACACCAGCAGCCCCCACCACAAUCAAUUCCUCACUAUACAGCACCUCCACAACACACACCAUCACCCAUCCGCCCGCGUGCACAGCCUGGGCACACCCAAGUCUAUGAGAGAGACGUGGUCUGAGAACAGGCUGUCAGUGCCUGUGUAUCCUGAUGAAGACUACAACGUCCCCUACAAUACUGCUGCUGCACACCUGUCCAAUCAGCACGCCCUGGACCUGGCCCUCAGGAGCAACAAGUCCACCUGCAGGGUCCGUGCUGCUCCUCACCGGCACUGCUGGCCUCAGGAUGUGACCAGUGAGGAGGGCUAUAACGGAGACUCCAGCGGCUCCAGUGGAGGGUCCCCAGUCAGAGAGGGGGCGCUGGAGUCCUCCUCACACAGCUGUCAGUUCUUCAGCAGUGUGUACAAGGCACUGAGAAAGAUCCUGAGGUUACUCUUAAGGAACCAGGAAGGAGAACGACUAAGAGAACACUCAGAGGGGACUGCAGCCUGCACCAGCAACAGACUACACACAGACGCUGUGCUCUGCUCAAAGUCAAAGAGAGGAGCUCUGAGGAGACAGCCUCACAUUGACCAACUCACCCAGGCACGCAUUGAGGACCCCUGGGUUCGCCUCGCAGACCUCCCCCCUGAAGAGGUGCUCCACUACCACCCCGCCGCUGCAGACAGAACACACCCCACCACCAUGAGCGACCAGGAGAACACACAUGAGGUUAACGGCACACACUCGGAUGUCACCUCAGAUCCUCCCUCAGAUAUGACUCCUGAGAACACAUGUGAGACUCCUCCAGGAGAAAAGACGGCCCCCCCGGUGGCCCCCAAGCCUGCCUGGUUCCGCCAGAGUCUGAGGAAAAUCCGGAAUGAGCAGGGCCAGAAGAAGCAGGACAAACCCGCAGAGCUGAGGUCAGUGGGGGGCUUCACCAGGACCUACGGGGGCAGAUCCGCCUCAUCUUCAGCCAACCUGUCAAUCAAACAGAAGAUCCACUCCUUUGAGUCUUUUUCCAGUCCGGAGGUUUCAGAGAAGGGGGGGAACAGGAGACCCUCGUCCACCUCCACCUCUCUACCUCUGGAGGAGAGCAGGAGUCGCCCUGCCUCACAUGGGGACAGUGGGAGGGGCCAACAUGAAAUCCAAGAAGAGAUCCAGGGAAUCACCUCUCCGUGUGACAGCGAGCCAGAGAACCCCCCUGUCUUUGCUACACCUUCUGCUAUCCCCUCCUCCACUUUUGAAGCAUGCAGUCAAACAGCCGCUGGAGAUGAACCCCCCUCUAUCCAACCCCCCGCAGAUCUGCCACUGUGUGACAGCACUGAUCUGCACUCAGGGACACAUGGUGAUCCUCCAUCAGCUCCACUUCCUGCCAAACAGGAAGCUGAGCUAGAAGAGGAUCUCACCAGCUCCAAUCAGAACACAGUCUCUCCCCCUGCCACAUCCAGAAUAUCUCAAGAGGGGGGAGAGAGCCUUCAAGAAGAGGGAGAUGGAGCAGAGAACCAAGGGAAGCCCCUGAGCCCCACCCUGAGUGCUGCCCCCCCCGCAGGUAGCCACCAUCCGAGAGGCCUGGAGGAGGGGAGCUUAGAGAAGAUCCUCGCCUUCAGUAACCAGGUUUCCCAGGCGGUGAUGCGCUCUCACAGCGACCUGCUGCCCUCUGUGGAGAGCGAUGCUGAGGAGAGGGAGCAGGACAGCAGCGAGAGAGGCUUCUCUGUCAGCUUGGCCAUACUUAGGGAGUGUACCAUUGAGCGAGGGGAGGGGGGACACCAUGACGAGGCAGAAGGCUCCUCUGCUCACUCUGUCAUCUCAGCCAUCCCCUCACAGGAAAUACAGAGGAUGAUCAAGGAAGUCAAAGCUCUGGACCAAGACACGCUGAAGCAACUGGUGGACAUCCAUGUGGUGAUUCUGCAUAAAGAGGAGGGGGCCGGGCUGGGCUUCAGCAUCGCAGGGGGGUCCGACCUGGAGAGCAAGGCUCUGACAGUCCACAAAGUGUUCCCCAGUGGCUUGGCGGCUCAGGAGGGAACCAUCCAGAGAGGAGACGAGGUGCUGUCCAUAAACGGACACACACUGCGCGGUGUCACACACACUGAUGCCACCAGUGCUCUGCGGCAGGCCCGCAAUCUGCCGCUGGCUGUGGUGGUGGUCUGCAAGAGGGCGGAGGAGGGGGGGGCCGAGGGGGACGGCUGCAGGACGGAAGACCUCCACCCUGCAGUGGUCCUCCACUCCGCUCCGCUGACUGUGGAGCUGCAGAAAGGAGCUGCAGGAGUGGGCUUCACUCUGGAGGGGGGCAGGGGCUCCAUCCAUGGAGACAGACCUUUAGUCAUCAACAGGAUCUUUGCAGGUGGGGUGAAACAUAGCCCGUAUGUCGCCCAUGAAUGCCACAGGAUCCUGCCUGAAACGAGUGAGAACUCCAAGCAGUGA
Messenger RNA from Notothenia coriiceps (black rockcod), 3744 nucleotides. RefSeq names its product interleukin 16 (gene il16). The record is from RefSeq and is a predicted model, not a curated record. The transcript is spliced from 23 exons. Gene Ontology annotation, molecular function: CD4 receptor binding; cytokine activity. Lineage: Eukaryota; Metazoa; Chordata; Actinopteri; Perciformes; Nototheniidae. Gene Ontology annotation, biological process: leukocyte chemotaxis; induction of positive chemotaxis. The coding region runs from base 115 to 3744 and encodes 1209 amino acids.